AUGCAGCCUGGUUGUUGGAUGCGUGCCACCCAGCCAGCAACAGCAGAUAGAGCGGGGGCACGAUCAGGAGCAGGAGCAAGAGUAAAAGCACUAAGAGCAGGGUCCCCGGCGGCAACGUUAGAGGGAAGAGUUGGUGGGGGCUAUAUGGAAUCUUCGGCAUCGGUGGCUACUUUGGCUUCCAUCUCGUCAAUCGCUUCCACAUCGGCAGCAGCAAUGGCGGCACUGAAAGCCCGUCCUUAUUUGGUUGCACCAUUCGUAACCACAGCCUCAGCACCACCCACUCCACAGCCCCAUGCAUCCAAUUCAACGAGCACAGCCCGCACAGCACCAGCCACACCAACACGUCGAAGCAUCGCUCCCGAAGAGGAUCCAGACUUAGUAGAAGAAUUUGAUGCGGCCCUUGCUCAAAUGGAAGAGCCGCAAACACAUGCCAAGACCAAGUCGCAGCGGUUUUUUUGGCGAAAGGCGUUGCGGCGAGUCUUCCAGCGCCGUAAGUGACGGCGUCGCCGGCAGGACCUGCCCCGCUGGCAUCGUCCCGCCCGUCGCUGUCGUCGUCGCAACCUGGCCGAACGGGUGAGGCGCAUUUGCGCCUGCUGUGCCUACGGCCAGAUCCUGCUGCGUGCAGCCCGCGUGGCCCUGCUCAGCUGCAUCCGCUGGCGAACCCGUGGCAAUAUACGCAACAACAAUUUUUACUUCAGCAACCACUAAAGCAUCCGAAUCAGCAGCCAGCCAGCCAAGCAAAAAGUUGUGUCCAGACCAGCAGUCGCUAAUCUCCGUGCUCCUGCUAACUCACGAGUUACGUUUAAUGUUAAUGAAUAACCAUUCGAUUUAGUUUUACACAAGCCAGCGCUUAAUUUAUUUCCUGUGUUUUACAUCGACAAUUAGACUAUUUUUGUUGCUACUUAUGAAAUUAUAAAAAUGUAUUACCGUCUACACGAACUCGUCCCCACGAAUCCUGUACAUAGGGUCGAUCGAUAGUGUUCGAUCUUAUUAUUCAGUUUAAUUGAAGAGACGCAAAAGAAAGUGAGAGAGUAAAGCGAUAGGGAAUGCCGCAUACAAACCUAUAUAUAGGCAUAUAUCUGUUACUGUACAUUUAGCCAAGAGGCGAAUCGGCAAAUAUACAUUUAUAGCGUACAUAGUUAAAUGAACUGGAGUAGAUCCAUUGAUCGGUGAUUUCACUUGUGAGAGACCGCAUCGGGAUUUUUAUUAGCAUAUGUAAAAUGUACAUGGAUGCAGAAACUUGAGCUGAACAUAACAAUAAUGAGAACGUAGUUAAUUAGUUUAUCCUCGGCUUAGUGAUCGACAUGAACAAUUUGAAAAUGGCAUUAGUAACCAUUAAAAAGCGUAACCUGAAAUAGAAAAGCGAAUGCACUACCAGCAACAACCACAAGUGAAAGAAAUCCUUAUCCCAUAAUCGGAACUAAUAAGCAAAUAAAAGUAUGAUUAAAAAGUA
Drosophila eugracilis is the source of this 1453-nucleotide messenger RNA. RefSeq lists its product as uncharacterized. The record is from RefSeq and is a predicted model, not a curated record. Bases 1 to 498 code for a protein of 165 amino acids. NCBI's taxonomy places the organism in Eukaryota, Metazoa, Arthropoda, Insecta, Diptera, Drosophilidae. The transcript has a single exon.